AUGAGUAGAGAUAUUGAAUUUGAUAAUGAAUGGUAGGCUCUUCUCAAAGAAAUAAAGCUAUAACUGCAUAAAUAGAAUGUUCUUGAAGAUAAAUUGCUAUAAAUGAAAUCAAACUUUGGUGCAGUGAGAGGUAAAUUUGAUAUUUUCAAAAAUCGGGUAUUAAUUUUAAUUUCCAACUAACACGUCCAAGAAAUAUUUUAAAAUGAACUAUUACUUUAAAUUUACUCUCAUCUUUAUGAAAUUAUUCAUUAUUAGACUGUAAUAGUCUUAGUUAUUUAAUAGAUCAAUACAACUGAACUUGAACUAUAAUAGAAGUAUCAAAUUGAUAGAAUCAUUAAAAAAUAUGAAGAAAAAUUGAACCUUUCAAACAUUUUUUCUCUCAGCUUACCUAAAAUAAAUUAUUUGGAUGUGGAUCAGGAACAAAUAUCAAAAUUAAAAUCUUUUACAUGUGUGACAGAAGAAAAUAUUGAAACACUUUCUUAAUACAAACAAUAUACUUAGGAUGUUGAUUAAAAGGCAUUUAAAGGAUUUUUAAUGUAUGAUUUAAAAAAAUAAUACUUUCUUAUGCUCAUAAGGAAAGGAUUUAACAGUGAUAAAGCUUGGGUUGAAGAAAGAAGCAGAAUUGAAAAAUUUAUUUUAAGUAGACAGAGGUAAUAAUCUUCAAUUCUGUCUAUGUCUACCUCAUUUGCUUAAUAUUUGAUAUAAUAUGAUAGUUAAACAAAGUUUUAUUUUAUUUUGUUAUCUAAUAAUCUAAUCCCAAAUUCACCAUAAUACGAAUUACUUUAAAGAAUAAGAGGUUUCAUUUCAAGCGAAUCAAACUUUUAAAAAUAAAGGAAAAAUGAAAUUGAAAGCCAAUACUAAUAUGUAGUUAGCGAUAUCAUUGAUGCUUAAGAAAGAAUUUACAUGAAAUCAAAAUAUAGACAAUUGAAUCCAUCUAUUGCUACAAUAUUUUAAUAAUAAAUUAAGAUUUAUGAUAUGAAAAAAUAAAAAUAAGAACUUUCUCUUUAAUAAUUUUGA
Paramecium tetraurelia is the source of this 1017-nucleotide messenger RNA. RefSeq lists its product as uncharacterized. NCBI's taxonomy places the organism in Eukaryota, Ciliophora, Oligohymenophorea, Peniculida, Parameciidae. The record is from RefSeq and is a predicted model, not a curated record. The transcript has 4 exons.